This is a messenger RNA of Salvelinus namaycush (lake trout), 1947 nucleotides long. Its product is annotated as C2 calcium-dependent domain-containing protein 4C-like. NCBI's taxonomy places the organism in Eukaryota, Metazoa, Chordata, Actinopteri, Salmoniformes, Salmonidae. The coding region runs from base 127 to 1353 and encodes 408 amino acids. The record is from RefSeq and is a predicted model, not a curated record. The transcript is spliced from 2 exons.
CAGUGUGAGAUCCAGAGGAGGCGGGAGAAAACACCUGUUGCGGAAGAAUCAAGUCGACAAAAGCAGCCUCCACGUCUUCAACAGAGAAACACCCCCGUAUCUCACUUGCUGAAGCCCAGUGGGACCAUGUGGGUUCUGGACAAGAUCCGUGGGUCGGUAGAAACCACUGUACUCCGGAGGGGGGAGAAUGGGGACAAGGAGGGCAAUACUCCAGCCUACAGCAAUGUUCUCACCCCUGAUAAGAUCCCUGACUUCUUUAUUCCCCCCAAGCUGGUCUCCUGCCCCCCAGAGCCUGAGACCCUGGACGUCGUCAAGCCCAAGGAAGGCCUUUGGCUCUCGGCCUCUGAGCAGACCAUUGGCAGUAAGAAAAUCAGCAGUCCUCAAAGUCCUCGUCUGGUCGUCAAGCUGGCUGGGGACACCAAGAACCUGCUGAGGGCAGCAAACCGUCACAUCAUCCAGAUAGAGAGCGCUGAUGAUGUGGUGGCAGGGGACACCAAUGCUGACCCUCAGUCUCAGACUGCUAUGUCACUGCCCUACGUCCCCAAGACCCAGACCUCCUAUGGUUUUGCCACUCUGAUGGAGAGCCCCCACACCCGCCGCAAGGAGUCGCUGUUCCACUGUGACCAGACCAGCCCUCUGACCUCCCCCAGCUGCCAGCGGAAGGGGAAGAGCAGCGUCAGCGAGGGCAACCACCUCAACCCCGCCUCUCACAACCCGUACCGCUACUUUAGUGGAGGGGAGAGUGACACCUGUUCCUCGGCUGAGUCCUCUCCCUUCAGCUCCCCGCUGCUCUCCCGCUCUGCCUCGCUGCUCAAGAUCUUCACACAUGAGACGCAGGCCAAGGUGGUGAAGGCCAAGAGCAAGUUUGCCCGCCACAGCUCCUUAUCCACAGACGAGUGCAGCUCGGCUGAGCCCAGUCCCAACGUGCUGCGGCGUCUCCACUCCCCUUCCCUCCACGGCAGUGGGCCGUCGGACCGUGAGCACACCAUUAACCUGCAGAAUGGCGGCAGGGUGAGGCUAAGCGCCGACUACGAUGCCGGCACAGCCCGCCUGCGCAUCCGUGUUCUGGCUGCCGAAGAGCUAUACGACAAGGUGUACGACAUCAAGAGCAUCAACUGCUGCGUGUCGCUGUACCUGAACCCUGGCAAGCUGCAGAAACAGAGGAGCACUAUCAUCAAGAACAGCCGGAAUCCUGUGUUCAAUGAGGACUUCUUCUUUGACUCUGUGACCUCAGUGCAGGUGAAGAACCUGGCAGUGAAGAUCAAGGUGGUGAAUAAGGGCACCAGCCUGAAGAGAGACUUUCUGCUCGGGGAGAGAGAGAUCCCUCUGGAGAAGCUGAUCCAUGACCUCUAGAUUUGUUCUGGAGAUACAGAACAGAACUUUGACUGACACUGAAUGAGACUAUGAAUGAUAAAGUGCAUGCAUGGAAGAGAUAUAAUUGGGAUUGAUGUUUCCUUGGUGCCCCACAGAGAACUGUCUGAAAGGUCUAGCAGCUCGUCUCUUAGAUGGUCACCUCCUCAACCUUCUGUUCCCUGAGCCUGCAGCCCUGCACAGCCCAACCUCCAGAUCAUGUGGUGGACAAUCAAAUAUGGCACAGGUCAAAAGACACCCGCACAUUUGAUUGACUCACUUUUUGUACUCUCUUGAUUUCAACGUUUUAUGUUGCAUAGUUGUAACUUAAUGUGACUCAUCCUCAGACGAUUCAGUGUUUAUUCAGUUCAGCACUACAACACCUUUAUGUAUCAGUGGGUCUACUAUAUCCUGAUUGUUGUUGCCAUCUACAGUACCACCUGGAGGGAGGGCCAAUCUGUGAUGUGACCACAAUGUCCCAAACCUGGAGGAUAGAGAUCAGACAUCCCCGUAUGCAUCCUCAUCCGCUUGGCAUGAAUAUGUAAAUGCAGUUAUACAUUAGCAGUUUGUACUUCAGUUUCAUAACACUCACAAACC